UGUUCUCUUCAGGACCCUCAUUUUCUUGACCAUUGUCUUUUUUUUUCAUUUUUUUUCAGGUAACUUUCCUUCAAGCGGAAAGCCCUCUUUCACACCAACCCAAUCCCUAACACUCGUUCCCACUAUCUUCUUCUCUUUCUCCCCAUUUCCACCUUUUUUAUUGGAAAGAAGGGUUGAGAGAUAGUUUUUCUACCAUGGCCGACGACAAGGCCGCAGUCGCCUCCGGCGCUGAUCCCGCCGGCGAUGCUGCUCGUCGACGAAACGUACCCGGGGCUUCUGCCCCUGGAGCUCCAGCACAGCCGCAGCUGGACGAGAAGAAAAUACAUGGAAAGAAGAAGCAGUCUUCGUUCCUCGAUGUACUUGAUCAGUGGGAGGUCAUCAUUGCCCCUCUGAUCUUCACUGCACUCGCCGCUUUCACACGUCUAUGGAAGAUUGGCCUAAGCCCAAUUGUUACUUGGGAUGAAGCUCACUUCGGCAAAUUCGGAUCCCACUAUAUUAAACGUGAACUAUUUUUCGAUGUGCAUCCCCCUCUUGGUAAAAUCCUUGUUGGUCUCUCCGGAGUCUUAGCGGGUUACAAUGGGUCGUUCGAGUUCAAAUCCGGUGAGACAUAUCCCGAGGAGCUCGACUACACCUUCAUGCGAGCUUUCAAUGCCUUCUGGGGAAUAUUAUGUGUGCCGCUGGCCUACUACACUGCUAGGGAGUUACAGUUGAGACGGCCUGCUGUCUGGCUAGUUACACUUAUGGUUCUGUGUGAAAACUCGUACACUACGAUUAGCCGAUUUAUCCUGCUCGAUUCUAUGCUCCUCUUCGGUACUGUUUCCACUGUCUUCUGCUGGUCCAAGUUCCAUCGCCAGCAAAAAUACAGCUUCGAGCCCGAGUGGUUCUUCUGGCUGUUUAUGACAGGGUUGAGUUUAGGAUUCGUUUGCAGUAUCAAGCUUGUUGGGCUCUUUGUCACGGCUCUCGUCGGCAUUUACACGAUCGAAGACUUAUGGAACAAGUUUGGUAACACCAAGAUGCCAGUUCCGGUCCUCGCUGGCCAUGUCGCCGCUCGAGUCGUCGGUCUCAUCAUUAUUCCGCUGCUCGUCUAUAUGUUCUCCUUCGCGCUUCAUUUUGCUAUCUUGACCAAGAGCGGACCAGGAGAUGCGCAGAUGAGCUCCCUCUUCCAAGCCAACCUGGAAGGUAGUGAGAUUGGACGGAACUCUCCCCUGGAAGUCGCCAUUGGUUCUAAAGUGACACUGAAGAAUAUGGGUUACGGUGGUGGUCUCCUCCACAGUCACGUUCAGACCUACCCCGAGGGUUCGACUCAGCAGCAAGUUACUUGCUAUCACCAUAAAGAUGCCAACAAUGAAUGGUGGUUUUACCCUAACCGUCACGAACGCGACUACAACCCGGAGGAAGAGCCUAGGUUUAUUGGAAACGGCGAUACUAUCCGCUUAAUUCAUUCGCAGACUGGACGAAACCUCCACACUCAUGAUAUCGCUGCCCCUGUUACCAAGAGCCAAAAGGAGGUGUCCUGCUACGGUAAUCUUACUGUUGGCGAUGAUAAGGAUCAUUGGCAAGUCGAAAUCGUCAAGGACGUGUCUUCCCGCGACAAGAGUCGUGUGCGAACUUUGACUACCGCUUUCAGGCUGCGAAAUCCGGUUAUGGGCUGUUAUCUCCGAGCCGCCAACGUCAACCUUCCUCAAUGGGGUUUCAAGCAAAUCGAGGUUACCUGUGACAAAAAGAACAACCCCCGUGAUACUUUCACCCACUGGAACGUCGAAGCCCACACUAACGACAAGCUUCCUCCGGGAGACCCUGGCAAGUACAAGUCGCCUUUCUUCCAUGACUUCAUCCACUUGAAUGUUGCCAUGAUGACAUCUAACAACGCCCUGGUGCCUGACCCCGAUAAGCAAGACGACCUCGCUUCUCAGUGGUGGCAGUGGCCCAUCCUGAACGUCGGCUUGCGUAUGUGCGGCUGGGAUGAUAAGAUUGUCAAGUACUUCCUUCUAGGUAACCCCUUUGUCUACUGGGCUUCGACGGCCUCCCUCGGUGCCGUCGGCCUCGUUACUGUUUGGUACAUCCUCCGAUGGCGACGAGGUUUCACCGAUCUUACGCAAGAUGAUGUGGAUCAUAUUCACUACGCUGGAAUAUACCCCAUCCUGGGAUGGUUCCUUCACUACCUCCCCUUCGUUAUCAUGGCCCGAGUUACUUACGUUCACCAUUACUACCCAGCGCUGUACUUUGCAAUCCUAAGUUUGGGUUUCUUGGUUGAUUGGUUGUUGAGGAACCAGAAGAAAGUGAUCCAGUACAGUAUUUACACGAUCCUAUACGCUACUAUCAUCGGCCUAUACAUCUUCUUCAUCCCCAUCUGCUGGGGUAUGACAGGAAGCAACCAGAAGUACAAGUACAUGAAGUGGUUUGACACCUGGCGCAUCUCCGACUAAGAGGUCGAAUCGAAUCCAGGGGACGAAGGAGACGAAGCGAUAGUAGGGUUAGGUACCUGGGUAGGCUCAUCAGCCUCAACUGUUAUUCAUAUAGAACAUGGCGAUCCGGACCAUCUGGUUAUAACGGCCAUCGAUCAAUCUUCUCCAUCUCCUCUAUUUUUCUUGGUUUGAUGUAACGAUAUGAAGGCAAACUUGCAUGAAAAGGGGAAUUAGAGAGCGGAGUUAAUGGUGGUAAAACGUGGAUGAGGCAUACUGGGGAACAAAAAAAAAGAGAUCAACUACUCAUCAGCAGCAUACCGCUUUCUAAUAUUACGUCUUUUAUUUCCCUUUUCUAAUCAAGAAAAGUCGCUCCUUGUGGUGAAGUAUCACCUUGUCGUAGUCGAUGCUUCAAAAGUAGACAUUAUUACGUAGGGUAUCAUCGAAUGCGUGUGCGAUGCCUCCGGCAGGU
Molecule: messenger RNA, 2874 nt
Organism: Daldinia caldariorum
Lineage: Eukaryota; Fungi; Ascomycota; Sordariomycetes; Xylariales; Hypoxylaceae
Product: glycosyltransferase family 39 protein
Exons: 7
Coding region: 195-2426 (743 amino acids)
Biological process (GO): protein O-linked glycosylation via mannose
Cellular component (GO): endoplasmic reticulum; membrane
Molecular function (GO): dolichyl-phosphate-mannose-protein mannosyltransferase activity
Source: RefSeq, a predicted model, not a curated record